CCCGCGCGGCGUGGGGGCCGCGGCCCGCCCGGUGGGCCCGCCCUUCGGCAGGCCACGGCGCGGGCCACCGCGGAGGGCGCUGGCGGCCGCCCUCGUGCUGGCAGCCGCAGAGGUGCUCCUGGGCCCGCGGGGGCGGUGGUGCUUCAGCGCCGUCCCGGCCGCUCUCCGUGCCGGCACAGGCUGGCCCGGGCCCCUCGGGCCCGUCGCGGCCCGCUGCGGGCUCGCCGCCGGCCGCGGCCCCGCCCAGGUGAGAUCGGCGAGAGCGGCGCUGGCUGCCCUGACAGUGGCGGAGCUCAAGAGCUACCUGCGGGAGAAGGGCCUCCAGGUGGACGGCGUGAAGGCCUCAGGCACGAUGCAGACGAUGCUGCUGGAGCUGAUAGAACAGGCGGAGGCGGACGCCCAGGCGGCAGCGGGCGCCGCGGCCGGCGCGAACGGCGUGGCCGCCACGAACGGCGCGGCGCAGCCGUCGCCCGCGGGCUCCGACCCGGAGGCGCUGCUUGAGCGCCUGAAGAACUUCGACCCCGAUGUUCACUGGGAGGACUACUACGUCGAUGGCAUGUGGGACGUCGAGGGUCUGGAGAGCGACCUCGAGCUGGCGCAGGCGAAGCGGGACCAGGCCGCGGCCGCUGCCGCAGCGCCGCAGCCCGCGCCCGCGCCCGCGCCGGCGGCAGCAGGGAACCCCGUGGCUCUGCAGAAGCUGGGGGAGCUCAAGGCCCUGGACCCGGGCGUGGCAGAGGAGGAUCACGGGGACGUGUGGCUCCGGGUCGGAGUAGUCGCCAUAAUGGUGCUGAUAGGCAGCGUCGCGAUGGCGGCCGUCCCGUUCGCGACCGUCGCCGUCGAGAUCGCGCCCGUGAUCGACGCCCCCCGCGGCGCGCCGCGGUCGGCCGAGGGGCAGGUGGCGGCGACGCCGCUGGCACCAACCCCCGAGGAGAUGCCGCCAACGCAUCUUCUGCGCGAGUCCCGAGCGCAGGGCUCGGCCGAGCUGGGAUCCUCUCUCUCGGGCCAAGAUGGGACCAAGCGGAACCUGCGAGUCGGGCAGUGCCGCGGAGGAAACUGCGCGCUGGGCGGCCAGGGAAGCGGCUCGCCAGGCGCCCCAGGCGACCGCAAGUCUCCUCAGCGGGUGCCGGGCGCGACCGGUGCCGACGGCAUGCUGUCCUUGCAGAAGCAUAUAUCGUUGGUUCACCAGGCGCUGAUCGGCAACCAGCGACGCGCGAGCGUCGCCAACCAGGUCUAG
Prorocentrum cordatum is the source of this 1234-nucleotide messenger RNA. NCBI's taxonomy places the organism in Eukaryota, Dinophyceae, Prorocentrales, Prorocentraceae. The record is from the annotation of a GenBank genome assembly.